Messenger RNA from Halichondria panicea, 2335 nucleotides. Its product is annotated as LIM domain kinase 1-like. The transcript is spliced from 21 exons. Bases 150 to 2222 code for a protein of 690 amino acids. Gene Ontology annotation, molecular function: protein serine/threonine kinase activity; protein binding; ATP binding. Gene Ontology annotation, cellular component: cytoplasm; nucleus. Gene Ontology annotation, biological process: actin cytoskeleton organization; protein phosphorylation. NCBI's taxonomy places the organism in Eukaryota, Metazoa, Porifera, Demospongiae, Suberitida, Halichondriidae. The record is from RefSeq and is a predicted model, not a curated record.
UUUACUAGUUUAGAUUGUGAGUGAAGUCACAGAGCAGCUAGCUAGCCUCCACAAACAACAAUUGCAGGCUGCAGAAUAAUACAGAAGAUCAGGUGCUGCAUACAUCAUCACUGUGUAAUCCUACCUUCUUGGCUUCUACAAGGGUGACCAUGAGUGUCAGCACUGGUGCACUGAUCCGCCCUGUGGUGCCUAGCCCGACGGAGCUGGUCAGGAUGAAGAGUCUGGAGUGCACACCGACACGGAGACUCAGUGGACAGUCUGGUAAAGUUGAGAAAUGCAGUCGCUGCGGGGCUUUGUUUCCGUCCAAUGGAGUGACAGUGCUCGAGGCUAUGGGCUGCCUCUGGCACCUGCAGUGCUUCAGAUGUUGCGUGUGUUUGGACCCCCUGCCAGAGAGCUACUAUGAGAUAGGAGGGCAGGCAUACUGUAUGGACCACUAUUACGAGAAGUCAGCUCACAAGUGUCAGAUCUGCUCAGACUACGUCACUGGACCAACAAUGACUGUGGGCAUGUCUCGGAUGUUCCACCCAGAGUGCUUCACAUGCUCUCGUUGUGGGAUCCCUCUCGGUGAGAAGGAUCCCUACACUCUGUGGUCCACAGGUCAACUCUACUGCUGUGAGUGCUGCCAGUGUGAGGAGUGUGAGGGUGUGGAGAGUGUGGAUGGUGUGGAGGGGGCGGACAGGGGGAGGGGCUCCUCUAUACAGCAUAUCAAAAUACCACUCGUGUACAAGAAACCCGUCAAAUUUAGAUUGGAGGGUGAGGUUCCGAGUCAUGUCAUGCGUGAGGAGAGGUACCAGAUGUUGGGGGGUGCUCCAGGGUUCACGACCCCUCAACUCCCUCGGCCAGGACAGCCACUCUCACACAAAAACUCACUCAAAAUUGAAAAACUCCCCAGAAUUUUGGCUGGCACUCCGCUAAAGAUUGGUGAUGACAUUCUGGAGAUUAACAAAGUGCCCAUAGUGGACCAGGACCAACAAGAGAUCAACGCACUGAUGCACGCCUACUCAGACUGUAUCUACGUCACUAUUGAGCGACAGAAACACUCUCCUCUAGCACAUACUAAUAAAGUUGCUGAUAUCAUCGAAACAACAGAUAGCAUACGACCUGACCCAUUGCCACGACGACCACAGCCGGUCCCUCGUAGAAGGCUGUUGUCCAAGAAACCUGUGCCCACCCCCCGGAGCCCUAGACCCCCUGUGGUGCUCAGGAAGAAGUCAGUAGAUUACAGACCAGCUUCAGAGUUAAACUCACCCACUGGGCCCAGUCGCAUGUGGCGCACUCAGUCCAUCCCUGCUCUGGAUGGCAAGGCUGACUACACUCACUGCUUCAGGUUGAACGACCUCGAGCAAGGAGAGCUACUAGGGGAAGGCUUCUAUGGAUCAGUCUACAAGGUCAAGCAUCGCUACACUCAGCAGGUGAUGGUGAUGAAAGAAAUGCGCCACGCCUCCAAGGAAGCCAAGCUCUCAUUCUUGAAAGAAGUUCAGAUGCUCAAGACUCUUAAUCAUCCAAAUAUUUUACAGUUUAUUGGUAUUCUGUACAGAGAGGGCAAAGUCCUAGUGCUCAUCACAGAGUUUGCUGAUGGUGGAACGCUAAGAAAGACCAUCAGUGAUACUGAGCAGCCGUUUCCAUGGGAUACGAGAGUCUUCAUUGCUAGAGACAUAGCCAAUGGAAUGAGCUACUUGCAUAACGAGGGCAUCUUACAUCGCGACCUCACGUCUGAAAACUGUCUCCUAAGAAAAGACAUGUCGGCUGUGGUAGCUGAUUUUGGUCUGGCACGCGUGUUUAGAGAUAAUGAUGACAUUGAUAGCAGUCGGUCUCCAGAGCACACCAAGAAGAGGAGGAUGACGGUGGUGGGUACACCGUACUGGAUGGCACCUGAGAUGCUGAGGGGGGAACUCUACAAUGAGAAAGUUGAUAUCUUCUCCUUUGGGAUUGUCCUCUGUGAAAUCAUCACACGACUACAGGCAGAUCCAGAGGAGCUACCUAGACUAGGGAACUUUGGACUGGACACGAAGCAACUGGCUACACUCAUUGGGGACUGUCCCUUACCACUCUAUGACCUCGCCACCAAGGCUUGCAACAUGGACCCUGACAGAAGGCCUGACUUCUACCUGAUUGAGCAUGGUCUCAACUCUUUACUGACAGAGAUACGAUCAGGAAGAAAACAUUACCAAACAAAUGACUUUCGUUCUCUACUGACCUCCCCAAAUCAUCUACUAUUAUAGCACUAGCUCACAUGCAUUCUUGUUACAUUCUUGUUACACUGUCUCAUAUUCCUUAUAUGCCCUUUUAUUAUAAUUAUGCUUUGUUGCAUGUUUGAGCAAAAGAUCAAACAAAC